AUGGCAUCGUCCCCUAGCCUGUUGACACUGCCAGCGGAACUGAUCCUUAGGAUCCUGGAGGAUCUAGACUAUCUUUCCAUUCUCGCGUGCAAAGGAAUAUGUCAAGGGCUGAAGGCACUCAUCGACCAGUCCGUGGCCUUGCAAUAUACCGUUGCGCUUACGACUGCCGGUCAACAAGACGGAUCUAGCUCCCGUCUGAGCACCGCAGUGCGGUCACAAAUGCUAGUCGACCACCAAGAUGCCUGGAGAAAGCUGAAGUGGAGCGAGCAUACGAGCGUCCCAAUGAAACCAGGCGGAGUCUGGGAGUUGUAUGGGGGUGUUUUCGCGGAGAGUUCAAUAGACCGCGAAACACUGUUCUUCAGACAAUUGCCUUCGCGCUUGCGAGGCAUCGAAACUCGCGAAUGGCACGUCGAUGUCGGUUUUCAUAUUCGCGAUUUUGGAAUGGAUCCGUCUCAGGACCUGCUCGUAGCUCUACACAGGGUAGACAUCCCUAAUGAAAUGUGCAAAAUACAUCUACGUUCAAUGUCGACAGGCGCUGCACAUCCUUCAUCUACCAAUCCAUCUGUACUGCAGCAUCCUAUUGAGAACGCGGAUCAGAAUUGGGAAUAUUGUAUCAUCAUAAGUGGUGAUUGCCUUGGUAUCAUGUCCAAAGCCGUAGACGCUGCUGAGGUUGAUAAUCAACUUGCAGUGUGGAAUUGGAAAACGGGGAAAGUCAUGAUGUGGCUGAGUGGAUACGAUCUCAAAUCAUUUGUGUUCCUCGACCAACGCUUUGUCUUGGUCGGCCACUUUGACGGAGGACCAUCACCUGGCAGCAUACCUGGCCUUGCCGUCUACGACCUGAAUGUGAUGUCUCUCCAAAAAUGUCACAUCAAGAUAGCUCCUUUUCGCCAUUAUCUUACCCUUCCUGCUUUGGAGGAAGAGACAUUUCUACUUAACUUGGGUAUUCGCUCCGAUCCUGCACCUGCCUGGGAACCAAGCUCUGAUUUGGCCGUCCCAUUUCACACAAAACAUGAGGAGCGAUUGUUCGUCAUCACAAUGCUAGGCGUCACCCCAACAAGGGCACGGACAUUGGACCUGUUUGUCAAUUCGCGAUACAUCCUGGAACUAGCGCGCGGCGCAUCUCCGCCGUUCUCUGUGGUACCUUGGCAUCAAUGGGGCCCUCAUCACAGCCGCGCGCUGGCGCACCGCCCAAAUUGGACGGCCUGGGUGUGCUACGUGUAUGGAAUGAAAUUUGUCGAGCCUGCACCAGUCGAACACGCUGGUACUCUGAUGCUACAAAUCAUGGACUUUCACCCGAUCAGAGUCGAACGAGUCAGGCGGGGAGAGCUGGCGGAAGAAGGAUGGACUCUCGUCACCCUUCCAAAUCGAGUACCCAAGGGCUGGCUGCAGUCCAUCGACGUAGAAACGGACCUCCCAUUUCUCAUCAAAGAGAUCCCCCUCCCUCCAGAAGUGGGCAAUGCUGCUGAAGCUUUCAUGAUCAGUGAAGAUACACUAAUCGCUCUCGAAGAGGUGUGCGGGUCUAUUCUCGUCGAUUCGUGGGCCGUGCUGAUAGGAACCGAGAGCAGCGAUCUGUGCCCCGGAUAA
This is a messenger RNA of Heterobasidion irregulare TC 32-1, 1584 nucleotides long. RefSeq lists its product as uncharacterized. The record is from RefSeq and is a predicted model, not a curated record. Gene Ontology annotation, molecular function: protein binding. NCBI's taxonomy places the organism in Eukaryota, Fungi, Basidiomycota, Agaricomycetes, Russulales, Bondarzewiaceae. The coding region runs from base 1 to 1584 and encodes 527 amino acids. The transcript has 4 exons.